Molecule: messenger RNA, 951 nt
Organism: Rotaria sordida
Lineage: Eukaryota; Metazoa; Rotifera; Eurotatoria; Philodinida; Philodinidae
Source: the annotation of a GenBank genome assembly
AUGAUAUUUCGUUUUACAUAUCCGAUACCAUUGAUUACAACAGUUUUAAAUAAUGAUUAUCGUCGACGACCUGAAUGUACAUGUUAUAGACAUCAAUUACCUCCAUUAGAUUUUAAUUUAACAUCAAAUCUCAUUGAAAAUAAAUCUCCUCUUUGUAGUGAUUAUGCUACUCGACGUGGACCACAUCAACGUAUUAUUUCUAUUAGUCUUUAUGGACCAAAAGAAAAUAAAAUGUUUCAAUAUAAUCAAUCACUGACUUUUUUAAAUGAACUUAUUAAUGAUAUAAAUAUAAUUUAUCCUGAUGAUUUUACAUUACGUAUUCAUCAUGAUGAUACAAUUACUCUAACAGAUGUUAUAUGUCCUAUAGAAUGUCAAAAUCCAAAUGUUGAUUUUUGUAGUAUGAAUUCUAAACUUUUUAUUCCACCAAAAGUCUGGCGUUUUAUACCUGCUGGUGAUCCACUUGUUGAUAUUAUGAUGAGCCGUGAUCUUGAUUCAGCAUUAACACAACGUGAACGUGCAGCUGUUAAUGCAUGGCUUGCUUCCAAUAAAUCAUUUCAUGCUAUGCGUGAUCAUCCAAUGCAUGGAGUACCUAUGCUUGGUGGAAUGUGGGGUUUUCGACCUUCACUUAAUCCAACAAUGUCUCGUCUCAUACAUAAUAAAAUUCAUGAUCGAAAUUUAAUAAAACGUUAUGGUGGUCGUGAAGAUCAAACAUUUCUUGCCCGUGAAGUAUGGCCACAAGCGAAAUCAAGUAGCAUUGUUCACGAUAGUUUUCUUUGUAAAAAUAAUUAUGGUCAAAAACCAGAACCAUUUCCAACACAACGUCCAUCUGCAAAUGAAACAGAUUGUUUUAUAGGUUGUCCACGACCUUGUUGUGGUAGAGGAAAAAUGCCUUUUGGUGAAUGUCCAAAAGAAUGUCGUCCAAAAGAUCAUCCAGAAUGGAAUUAUUGUUAA